AUGUCCUCCCGCCCAGUGCGCAGUCCUCCCCACCUCCCAACCCGCAUCGAGCUCCUCGUCCUAGGGCUCUACCCAGCUCUCCUGCUGUUCGGCGCCCUAUUCUCCUUCGUGUCUCCCGAGACUCGCGCCUCGCCCUACGACCCCGUGCGACAGUCUCACUACCCGCCCGAAAAAGCGCCGUCCUAUUUCGCGCGCAAGGAUAAUAUCUUAAACGUGUUUUUCGUCAAGCGCGGCUGGGCAUGGAUUACCAUCGCGUUCUUCGUCUUCUGGGCGACUCACCCAGCUGUUACAAGAAAGGAUUGGGGGAGUAGGAUCAAGGCUGUGAUGAGAUGGGCUUCUGUUACGACUUGGUGGAUCUUCGUGACGCAGUGGUUCUUUGGUCCGGGUCUUGUGGAUAGGGGGUUUAUGUUGACGGGAGGUAGAUGUGAACGCGAGAUUGGGGAGCUUAUCGCUGAGGUGUUUAGUGCUUCUGCGUGCAAGGCUUCGGGGGGCAAGUGGAAGGGUGGGCAUGAUAUUAGCGGGCACGUUUUCUUGCUCGUGUUGGGGAGCUAUUUCUUAAUCCAGGAAGUUGGAUGGGUUGUUGUGCGGUCGACGAAGGCUGUUGAGGAUGAGAGGUGUGUUCUGAUGGACGAUGGCGCCAUCAAGAGUGCUGCGGUCGAAGCACCGCCUGAUAAGAGGGAGGAUGUGCAGGUUUUGACCAACGUUUUUGAAGCUCUGGCUUUUGGCGGCAAGUUCGCUGCCGUUGUGAUUGGACUUUCUGUAUGGAUGCUCUUGAUGACGGCCAUAUACUUCCACACUUGGUUUGAGAAGCUCACUGGCCUCCUUACUGCGCUGGCCGAAUCACAGGCUCCCGUCAGCAGCAGAUCGAGUUCCCAGGGUCCAUCAGGGUCCAAAAGUCCGCGCACAUUCCGUGACAAUAUGACGGCACUGCCUGACAGUAUGUCGUCCGUCAAGGUCCCUGCCAACCUGCCUGAGCUGGUCAAGGCUGCCUUUGACCGGGCAGUUGCCAGCGGCGAUGUCAACUUUUUCGCGACUCAGGUAACCUUGAUCAAUGUCAACUCCAUUCCUUUCCAACUCCGUUUCUCUCCAGCCCUAGCCAAGAAACCAAACGCCCCGCAGCCCGCCCCUGCUCCUGUUCCUCCUACUCCUUCGACUGUCUCGACCGCGACACCGACCGAUGCAGCCCAGAAACCUCUGUUCAACCCUUUCGCGCCGCCAAUCCCUCCACCUAUGCUAGUCACCCACCUUGAGCCGAGCCACAAUCUCAUUCUCAACAAGUUCGCAAUCAUUCCCGAGCACUUCAUCCUCGCAACACAUGCUUUCAAGGAACAGACACAUCUUCUGGAGGCGGCAGACCUGGAGGUUGCCUACCAAUGCAUCGAGGUGUACCAUAGUUACCACAACUCUAAAAACGACAAAGGAGGAGAGCUCUUCGUCUUUUUCAAUUCCGGCCCUCACUCGGGAGCAAGCCAGCCCCACCGGCAUCUACAACUCUUGCGAGUAAACCGUAUGAAGGAGGGUCUUAGUAGCAAUGAUGCCAACAUAUGGACCGUGCUGGCUGGGGAACUCUGCCGGGACGAGGUUCGGUCUAGGCUGCCGUUCCGCGUGUUCGCUGAGCAGAUCCGCAACGGCGACGGCAUAGUCAAGCCCCUUCAUGACGUUUAUCUCCGUCUCUACCGAAAAGCUUGUGAGGCUGUGCUGGGCACCGCAAACACCGCAGCCACAGGAGUAGGUCAAGUCAGUGGCGAAGCUAGCAUCAGCUACAACCUCGGGAUGACAAGGGACGUGAUGGUGGUUGUGCCACGCAUUGCUGAGGGCCAGGCUGUCGUGGCCGAUGUGGAUGGGCAACGGCAGGAGGUUGGUCGCUUGGCACUUAAUGGCACUGUACUGGCUGGUACUGCGCUGGUCAAGACGCAGGCUGAGUGGGACGCCUUGAGGGCAGAGCCACAGCAAAUUCUGGAAGUGUUGGGCAGGAUAGGGGUUCCGAAUAUCCAGGCGCCGGCGUUACUAUGA
This is a messenger RNA of Thermochaetoides thermophila DSM 1495, 2013 nucleotides long. RefSeq lists its product as uncharacterized. Gene Ontology annotation, cellular component: endoplasmic reticulum membrane. The record is from RefSeq and is a predicted model, not a curated record. Gene Ontology annotation, biological process: lipid storage; nucleotide metabolic process; phospholipid biosynthetic process. Gene Ontology annotation, molecular function: ATP binding; ATP:ADP adenylyltransferase activity. NCBI's taxonomy places the organism in Eukaryota, Fungi, Ascomycota, Sordariomycetes, Sordariales, Chaetomiaceae. The transcript is spliced from 4 exons. Bases 1 to 2013 code for a protein of 670 amino acids.